This is a messenger RNA of Acipenser ruthenus (sterlet), 3842 nucleotides long. RefSeq names its product probable tRNA methyltransferase 9B. The transcript is spliced from 4 exons. Gene Ontology annotation, cellular component: cytoplasm; nucleus. The record is from RefSeq and is a predicted model, not a curated record. Gene Ontology annotation, biological process: tRNA wobble uridine modification. Bases 408 to 1739 code for a protein of 443 amino acids. Gene Ontology annotation, molecular function: S-adenosylmethionine-dependent methyltransferase activity; tRNA binding. Lineage: Eukaryota; Metazoa; Chordata; Actinopteri; Acipenseriformes; Acipenseridae.
CACACAACAUCAUUUUAUAAAUCAUGCUGUGUGCAGCACAUGACAAAGGUAGGCAAGCAGCUCCGUGAGGAGAACGUUAUAAUUGGGGACCAAAGAGGCUAUCAGACAAAUCAAGGAUUUAUCACAUCAACUGAAUGAGAGAGCUCUAGGUCACAUGAGCAGUCUGCUUCCUCAACAUAUUUCUUUCAGUAUUUUCACUCCUGCUUUAGAAAUGACUGCAAGUGCCAGCUGUGAUGCCGUUGGCCUGCAUAUUUGCAAGCUAAUGUAACAGAGAAACACUGUGUAAUGCUAUUAGAGUGUCUCAGAGGAGCCGGUUUAGAUUUGGAUUCUGUACCUUUCCCAACAGGUCUGUGGAAUAAUGGUCACUGCAUGGACUGAACGGGCAGUUGAAGGAUCUUAAACACAGGAUGGAGAAUGAAGCUAUUCAACUGGAAAAGCAACAUGUACACAGCGUUUAUGAGAAAACUGCCCCGUACCUCAGUGACCUGCGGUGCAAGGCCUGGCCUCGGGUAAAACAGUUUCUGCUGGAUCAGGAACCUGGAAGCUUGAUUGCUGACAUUGGUUGUGGGACUGGGAAAUAUCUAAGUGUGAACAGUCUUAUCUACAACCUUGGCUGUGAUUACUGUAGCCCUCUAGUGGAGAAGGCCAGGAAGCAGGGUCAUGAAGUCCUGGUGUGUGACAACCUCCAGCUUCCCUUCAGGGACCAGGUCUUCAAUGCUGUUAUCUCCAUAGGAGUGAUCCAUCAUUUUUCAACCAAAGAAAGAAGAAUCCGAGCAAUAAGAGAAAUAGCUAGAACCAUAAUCCCAGGGGGCAUGGUCAUGAUAUAUGCCUGGGCCUUGGAACAAAAGCGCCGGCGUUUUGAAAAGCAGGAUGUGUUUGUUCCAUGGAACAAGGCCUUGUGCUCAAGAAACCCCUCUGAAUCAGGUGAGAAUACCAGCAAAGAUAAACCUGUUGACAUCCAUCCAACUGUGUACUCAGAGGAAUACAGGUGGAUAGAUGCUUUGAGAAAGGAGAUCAGCACUAAGCGUUCAUACAGUCUAGGCAGCUGCAUAUCAGUCGGAAGAUGCUGCAUUAAAAAUCCAGAACAAGAGAACAGGUUUUACAAUGGCCUGGGGAAGUCCCUCCGCUCUUGGUUCUUUUCCAAGUCACUUGAUGAAUCCAGCAUGAAGAAAAACAUUGAGAAAAUGAAGCCCCUAAGGAGCUCUGAAGGGUGGGUAGGCAAUGCUGUUCUAGUCCAGCCUUCAAGGCACUGUAGUAUAGAUUUAGGUCAUGGUGGGUCAUUGUUAAAUGGACAGAGCUUUGAAGAGGAUGACGUAUUUGUAGAGACCACAAACCAUAAAGAAGCACAAUGGUGGAAAGCCACAGGCACUUUAAGAGAGAUAAAUGGAGGGCACCAAACAGUAGUCCACAGAAAGAAUGGUCCAGUAAAUGGAGAGCAAUAUAAGCCUACAGUUAACGGUACAAAUGAUUUAAAUUCUGUCAGUAAUAGGAUCUUCCGAAGAACCUCAACACUUGAUUCCACAGACUCUAUUCUUGAUGAAAUAGAUGUGGAGGAUGAACAGGACAAUCUGGUAGAUACUAAAGACUUCAUGCGCUAUUACCAUGUUUUCAAGGAAGGGGAGCUGUCACAUCUAAUUGAAGAGAAUGUGAAUGAACUCAGUAUAGUCAGUUCAUGCUUUGACCAUGGCAACUGGUGUGUCAUUGCAAAGAGGAAAAUGCCAGGAGUCAGUGCUUUGUAAUAUGCCACACAGAAUCAGAAUGUAAUCAUAAGGCUUAUCCAUUAGCAAAAGACUGCUUUUACAGAAUAAAAGCUAUUAAAUGAUGGCCAAUAACUUGUGAUUACAUUUGUUUGAGAAGUGUAGCAAAGUGAAAAAUAAGUGUUUAUAUAAAGUCAAUUUUAAACCUACUAUCCCUGUAUCAUUUUCAAUACAACUGAAUAAUAAAACAGGUGUGUAUUGUGCGCUUAAGCAGUUGUAUACCGGAAGGAAAUGUGAAUUUAUAAGUUACCUACACAAGCCCUGUCAAUUAUAUUUUUUCAUCUAAUUUCUGCUUAAUUUGUUACUAUACAUUUGUAGGUUUAUAAAUGUGUAUUGGAGACAUUUUUACAAAUGUUUACUGUAUUGUUUUAUUUUAUUUAAAUGUUUUCAAGCAGUGGUGCUACUAGGAUUCGGUUGGUCUGGGGUGCCUCUGAUCUUCACUGGAGUCUUUGCAAACAGCUUUGUGCAGCAGAAUUAAAAAAGACUCCUUGCAUCCUUGGGCUAUAUGGCUAAUCACUUAUAGAAAGCGCCUACACAUUUGUGACACCUCAAAAAACUUGUGGGGUACAACAACAUUUUGUCGGUGGACACACCAAACAACCCCACUUAGUGGUGCCACUGUUUUUAAGUAAUUUAUCCAGUUCAUUCCAAAUGAAUGGAAAUGAUGAGACACAAUUACUAGCUGGAUAGCUAGUAUAUUUGCAGAAUUGAUAUUUCAAUUUCAUUGUAAGAAGGAGUCUGGCAAUUAAUCUAAUCUUACAAGGUAAUUUUGUGGACAUAAAUCAACUGCAUAUACUUUGCAAUAGUUCAAUAACAAGCACAACUAUGUUGUACUCAACAAGGGUAUUACAGUGUAUUACUUUAUAACAGAUUUAAAUAUGCAGAUGGAUAGGUUAAAACGCUCAAUGGCAAUUUUAAAUUUGAAACACGGCAUUGCUGUAUAUAUCUUAGUUUGCAGUUGGUACCGUCUCUCCCCUUAAAAAAAACGCACAUUUGUUUUUCUUCUCUUGCAGCAUUAAAAUGCAACGUCUUAUUAAAAAAGGCUGCCUACUGAGAACCACCCCAUACUGUUGGAGAAAAAACAUAUCCUGCAUUUCAGGCACCUUUUACUUAAAUGUUGCUCUGGUAAACACACCAACAAAAUGAACCAAGUGCUUCAGUGGUCAUUUACAAUUUAGAAUUUGAUGUAAAUAUACGCUAUGAUCAAGUGGUACCACUUGGGCAAUUCACGAAUUUGACAACUUAGAGAAAGUCAGGGUGAAUGUAGCAGCUAAUGCUAGUUGUAGAUGUAAACUAAAAUAAAUAUAAACAAAUCAGAUACAGUAUUUUAGACUUCUGUAUUUAUUGAUAGCAUAAUUAGCUUUGUUUAACAAUUCUAUUAUCAUUUCAAAAGCCAUACUAGUAGUACAGUAUUUCAUGUUAGAUUUCAAAAUGCCACAUUUUUUCAAUUUUGGUCAGUAUAUGGAAAACUACAAAGCGGUAUGUAAUUUAAUAUGUUAAAGUAAAAUUAUUCAGCAGGUUUCAUUUGACUUUAUGAAGCAAAAUUACUUCAUUCUUUAGGGUGAUGCAAAACUUUUGGUCAUAGCUGUAUAUUCUGUACCUGUGUAUAUGUAUUUUGGUAGAUCAUUCAUUGAGACACAGUUAAAGUCCAAGAAAAUACUCUUCUUUGAAGCUAUGCUGUUAAUGUAAAAUGUGAAUAUAAUAAUGUAUUAUUUGAAUACUUGUAUAACAAAUGUUCAUUGUAACUUCUGGUUGUUAUCAUAAAUAAUAUUACCCCACUAUGUGCACAAUAACUGUUCGUACUAAUUCUUUAGUAAUAUGAAAAAACUGUAAAUUACCAACAUGAUCUGCUGUGAAUGAAAACAUAAUAAGGUAAGGUUUUAGUGUCAGAAAACAACGAAUAUCACAUGACUUCAUUCAAACGGUUCAGCAGUGUGUGUGUGUGUGUGUGUGUGUGUGUGUGUGUGUGUGUAUAUUUAUAAAAUGUUAUGUAGUACCUUCCUUUUUAGGUAUUGUUAGGUUGCUACGGCCACAAAACCCUGUCAUUUAAUUUUAUGUUUAAUGUGCGAUAGCGCAAUCUUUAAU